AUGUCCCCGACCGACGACUUCGACUCCAAGGUUCUCGAGCACGCCGCCGAGCGCCUGCGCACCUUGGCGCUCGAAGACGAACGACGAGAAAAACUCGAAAGUGAAAAUGCAUCGCUCAAGAGAGAAGUCGCGAGCUUACGACGAAACGGCGCGACUGGAAGCUCGCAAUCGUCCUUCCCGCGACGGAGCGCGAGUCACGAGUCGCUCAUGGAGCAAUCACCGAGCGAGCGACGACGGAUGGCGGCGUUUCGCACGAAGACGCAUCGAUUCGUGGUGCGAGACGUGCGGGACGGCGACGAAGACGCCGGCGACGUAGACGACGUCGAUGCGGGCGUGGCGGCGGACGACGACGGGCAUUUCACGAGCGCGGGUGAAACGUUUAGGGCGGUCGAGAGCUCGACGGCGGUGAUGGGGUCGUCUGAUUCGUUGGCGUCGUACGAGGGCGCGGAUGCGAGCGCGAGAAAGAAGAGCGGCGACGGAGCGACCAAGGCGGCGUUCGAACUCGUCCUGGCGAACGACGAGGGCGUGGAAGUGCUGGAACCGAGAGAUCGGAGGAUUCGAACGCGACAAAAGGGGCUUCCACACAGCAAGUUUUCCUGGCUCGACUCCCCGAGGAACGCGCUGGUGGUUAAGAAGAUUCACGAUGAAGCGGCGACGAAGAUGAUGCGACGGGCAGUGAAGGCGUUGGAGGGGCAAGGCAUCACUUCUUGGCUCGAAAGAGCGGUGUGGGACGAUGCGGUAGAUUUACAGUGCUCGUGCAAGACGUGGGACGAGAAGGAUGACACAUUUCGACUCGACUCGAUCAUCGAUUUCGUUGUCGUGUUGGGCGGUGACGGCACGAUCCUGUGGGCGACCAAGUACUUCCCCAAGGCGAUGCCCCCAGUGGUUCCGUUCGCCAUGGGCUCACUUGGGUUCUUGACCUCGCAUAGGGUCGAGGACAUGGAGAAGACGCUCCUCGACGUGUGCCUCGGCGACUUCACUCUGUCUCUGCGCAGCAGACUCGUCGCCAAGGUCGUCACCGUAGAUGGCAAGCACUCACCUUGGCGCUACGUCCUGAACGAAGUCCUGAUCGACCGAGGUCCGAAGCCGGUGAUGGUCGAGCUCGACAUCGCUGUCGAUGGUUACAAGGUCACCAAGGUUGCGGCGGACGGCGUCAUCGUCGCCACCGCCACGGGAUCCACCGCGUACAGCCUCGCGGCUGGGGGGUCGAUGGUGCACCCCGGAGUCCCCGCGCUCCUAAUGACACCGAUUUGCCCGCACACACUGUCGUUCCGACCGGUGGUCCUCCCGGACUCGGUCGUGGUCACCAUCACCUGUCCGCCCAAGGCGAGAAACACCGCGUGGGUCGCGUUCGACGGCAAGUCCCAAACCGAGCUUGCACGCGGCGACUCCGUCGUCUGCCGCGUCGCCGCUUACCCCGUCCCAACCGUCUGCGCGCACGGCGAAAACACCGACUGGUUCGCCGCGGUGAAGAACAGUCUCGGAUGGAACACGCGCUGCGCCGACCAGAAGCCGCACGAACUGUCGGCGUCGCCUCAAUGA
This is a messenger RNA of Ostreococcus tauri, 1542 nucleotides long. RefSeq names its product ATP-NAD kinase, PpnK-type, all-beta. Gene Ontology annotation, molecular function: NAD+ kinase activity. Lineage: Eukaryota; Viridiplantae; Chlorophyta; Mamiellophyceae; Mamiellales; Bathycoccaceae. Gene Ontology annotation, biological process: NAD+ metabolic process; NADP+ biosynthetic process. The record is from RefSeq and is a predicted model, not a curated record. The transcript has a single exon. Bases 1 to 1542 code for a protein of 513 amino acids.